CAACAUUUGAUAGCAUUAAGAGACAUGCUGGUUCAAGUGGAGUGCAAGGGAAUCCUGAAAUGGGUAUGCUUACCCAUGAAGGAUGACAGCUAUGAUUACCUCCAAUUCAUCCAAGAAGUUUCAGCUAAGUUUAUCUUGCCAAAUGGAACUGAUGUGGACCUGAAGGACUCCUCAGGAGUUGAUGUUGCUGAUGACAUUUUUGAUGAGCUAGUGAGAUCUGCUGCAGUGUCUUUCAAGGUGUUAACUGGGGGCUCUGCUGAGAUGGAGGUGUCUUGAAGCCUCCUUUUGCUCAGAUGAGGGGUUAUUCUCAUCUAUUGAGUCUGUGAGUUCAGGAUCCACUGUAAUUACAGAGUGCACCAAAGCACGGAGAAGGCAACUGGUAGAAGGACCACCUGACAGUAAGGUGGCAAAAGAUAUGGAUGUAGCGCUUCAUCAAAAACCAGGGGGUGAAGACAUAUUUAAAGAGUACAACAAAAACCAAAGGCCUUUCUGAUCAAACACGAAAGAAACUUGUUAACAUCUUGGUGGCGGAUAUGAUCAAGAGUCAUGGGAGGGUCCCAACAGUCAAUGUCCGCAUUACCUAUGCCCUGGGAAUAGUCACCCUUUUCCCCUAUUUGAAGGAUAAGGCUUCACCAACUGGUUAUGAACAUUACUAUGAUCCUCACAGUGGCCAGGGUUACGUGGCCUACAGAUUGAAGACGGUUCAGCGCAAAAGUUCAAGUGUCUGCAAAAGGAGCUCCAAGACUGUUUAUCAAGAUGGCCCUAAGACCUUGCGCGAGACAUCAACAUCUGAGCAGUCGUCAGGUGAUGAAUGCAGAGAAGCGAUGUCCGUAAUAAAGCAUUCAGCGGACCGCCCAGUUGUCAAGGAGAAAAUGAAGGCGACAUUCAAGCACCGUCAGAAAAUGCUACAUGAUCCAGACCAGUCUUCACUCAUCCUUGAUGACUUCCCCCGAUUCUUGGAUACACCAGGCUUGAUUGACCAAGACUUCACAAUGCUCUUUGGAGAAGACAUCUCAGGCAAGUUUAUCGCAAAGUGGCCAACCUUCUACAAACCGAGGAUUCUCACUGUCUGCAAAGGCCUUCACACUGGUACUCCUGUGGAUGACCUUCUGUCUGAGGAAUCAAAUGAUUAUGGAUGGGACAGUGACUUGGCAGCUAUCCUCAUGCUCGUUCACAUCCUGCCUCCAACUGCAAAAGGAAAAAGACAUGGGAAAAUCAGUGCCUGAAGCUGUUGACCAUGUGGUCAAGUUCAUGAAGGUGGGGACGAGCAUGGUGACCUUCCUUGAAAAGGUUGGAUCAGCACAGCCCUUCCUUCUCUGCGUUGGAGAAAAGAAGAAUAGUAUCCAGACCAGGGUAGGAAAUGUACACAUUUUUGGGGGCGCAAUUUUUGCCCCCACUGACUGAAAUCCAGGGGCAUUUAAAAAAAAUUGGGGGCACUUUUUGAAAAUUGUGAAAUAACAUUUAACCUUUGUUCAAGAUAAUGAAUAUGCUUAUUUAGGCUAACAGUAUAUGAGCAAUUGUCACCAAAUGGCAAA
This is a messenger RNA of Hypomesus transpacificus, 1535 nucleotides long. RefSeq lists its product as uncharacterized. The coding region runs from base 534 to 1226 and encodes 230 amino acids. The transcript is spliced from 10 exons. Lineage: Eukaryota; Metazoa; Chordata; Actinopteri; Osmeriformes; Osmeridae. The record is from RefSeq and is a predicted model, not a curated record.